This is a messenger RNA of Mytilus californianus (California mussel), 1620 nucleotides long. RefSeq lists its product as uncharacterized. Bases 190 to 1329 code for a protein of 379 amino acids. Gene Ontology annotation, molecular function: GTPase activity; GTP binding. The transcript is spliced from 8 exons. The record is from RefSeq and is a predicted model, not a curated record. Lineage: Eukaryota; Metazoa; Mollusca; Bivalvia; Mytilida; Mytilidae. Gene Ontology annotation, cellular component: plasma membrane; cytoplasm. Gene Ontology annotation, biological process: intracellular protein transport; vesicle-mediated transport.
AAAAUACUUGUCAAACUUGCCAUGCUGGAAGUUAAUUGCUGGAUUGUACUACUUGGUAGUAUUCAGAUGACAUGUGUGACGAAAUCCCUCUUUAAGAUUAACUAUAAAAAGCUGAAGUUUCCUUACAGUUCUAUUCAAUUUUAAAAGACUGUAAAGAAGUGAACUCGUAGUAAAAGUAAAAUAUACAAAAUGGGCUUGUGGUUGUCUAAAUUGUACGAUGUAUUUUCUGAAUUUUCUGGAUCAACACCAGCAAGAAUUCUUAUGUUAGGAUUGGACGCAGCAGGAAAGACAACAAUUUUGUACAAGAUAAAAUUAAACGAGAAUGUCCAUACAAUUCCUACCAUUGGCUUUAAUGUUGAGACCGUCAGUCCAGUGAAGGGUGUCAGCUUUACCGUGUGGGAUGUUGGUGGGCAGGAGAAAAUCAGACGACUGUGGCAGCAUUAUUAUCAAAAUACUGAAGGUCUGGUGUAUAUUGUUGAUAGUAAUGAUAAAGAGAGACUUUCGGAAGCUAAAGAUGAACUUGAUGGAAUUCUCAACAGUGAUGAAAUGAGAGGUGUUCCUGUUGUAGUCGUGGCCAAUAAACAAGAUUUACCACGAUCUAUGAGUCCAUCAGAAGUUGCAGAUGGUCUUGGUUUACCGAAAAUGACUGGAAGAAAGUGGUACAUUCAUGGAGCGUGCGCAACAACAGGUGAAGGAAUCUUUGAGAGCAUAAAGGAAAUGGCAAACUUAGUGAAAAAUAACAAAAAUGAAAGUAAAAUAGACAAAAUGGGCUUAUGGUUGUCUAAAUUGUACGAUGUAUUUUCUGAAUUUUCUGGAUCAACACCAGCAAGAAUUCUUAUGUUAGGAUUGGACGCAGCAGGAAAGACAACAAUUCUGUACAAGAUAAAAUUAAAUGAGAAUGUCCAUACAAUUCCUACCAUUGGCUUUAAUGUUGAGACCGUCAGUCCAGUGAAGGGUGUUAGCUUUACCGUGUGGGAUGUUGGUGGGCAGGAGAAAAUCAGACGACUGUGGCAGCAUUAUUAUCAGAAUACAGAAGGUCUUGUGUAUAUUGUUGACAGUAAUGAUAAAGAGAGACUUUCGGAAGCAAAAGAAGAACUUCAUGGAAUUCUCAACAGUGAUGAAAUGAGAGGUGUUCCUGUUGUAGUCGUGGCCAAUAAACAAGAUUUACCACGAUCUAUGAGCCCGUCAGAAGUUGCAGAUGGUCUUGGUUUACCGAAAAUGACUGGCAGAAAAUGGUACAUUCAUGGAGCGUGCGCAACAACAGGUGAAGGAAUCUUUGAGAGCAUGAAGGAAAUGGCAAACUUAGUGAAAAAUAACAAAAAGCACUGACUAAUCCCAUCUUUACACAAGUUAUGUAAAGAACUGAAAGAUGACAAGGAGACUCCAUGAUAUCCCGACACACAAACUCCUGGAUACAUCGAUAUCAAUCAGUGUGGUAACAGAAACGAAAAUAUCGAUCCCAAAUCAUAUUGAGGAGCAAUUGAAAUUAAUGGAUUGUGCAAUAUAUUUGAUAGAACUGAGAACGGUCAAUAAAACGAGUGUUAAUAUUGUGAUAUUUUAUAUUAUACUUGUUUUUGUUUGUUUGUAUGUAUUCAUAAAUAAAAAUCUACCAUCGGAAUU